This is a messenger RNA of Closterium sp. NIES-65, 501 nucleotides long. The record is from the annotation of a GenBank genome assembly. NCBI's taxonomy places the organism in Eukaryota, Viridiplantae, Streptophyta, Zygnematophyceae, Desmidiales, Closteriaceae.
AUGGAGAACGAAAUCGGAUUCUCGCGUGACGAGAUCGCGGACGGCUUCCUCGAUGUGCAGGAAAGGGGCGGGGGAGAGGUGGGCGCGGGGGAGGGGAGAUGUGGGGGCGUGGAGAGGGCUGGGAGAUUUCUGGGAGUGGGCUGGGAGAGGGGAGAGGGGGGAAACGGGGGGGAAGGGGGGGGGGGGGAGGCAUGGAGAACGAAAGCGGGUGCUUUUGCGACGAGAUUGCAGACGCAUUCCUGGGGAGAGGGGAGAAGAGGGGGCAGGGGGGUGGAGUGGGUGGGAAGGUGUGUGUGUGAGGGCCGUGUGCCAGCAGACCGCAUGGUGCUGCGCAAGCUGGUGUCGAAUCAUCCCCACCUCCCCUUCUCCACCCACACCCCCCCCUUCUUCUCCCCUCUUUCACCCCCACCAGAAGGCCGCACGGUGUCGUGCAAGCUGUCGCAGGACAUGCGCGAGUGGACCGUGGAUGGACCGGCGGGUGAGCCAUGGAACAAGGGGUGA